UCAAAUUCCUGCAUGAAAUAACAUGUUGCAUCUCCCUAUCAAGCAUUCAUAACGUGAGCAUUUGACUGUAUACUCUUUACUUUAUCAAAGUGUAAUUCUUUAAAUUCGGUCAAAACAAAUCUCACUCUUGCAUGCACAGAAUGAGCGAAUACAUGUCGUUAUAUGUAUUCUUCAUCAUUCCUCUUCCUGCAUUUGACUCUUCCAAUUCACACCACUGGAUGCGAAAAGAUAGAUUUGGAGAGUUGGAAGUACAUACAUUUUGCUCCUUACCCAGACGGGAUUUUUCGUUCUCUAUACGCCUAUAAGACGGUUAUAAUCAUAUGUUAUAUAAUCCUGUUUUUGAGCUGCUUUUCAUUUACUCAAGUGGGUGCUUCGAUCCAUGAAUACAAAAACGAGAAAUUCGUUCAUCGUUCCAAUUCCUUCUUCUUCCAUGGCGGCAAUGAGGGCCUCUACGCCUCCAGGGUCCGCGUUGAUACCUCCAACGCCACUUCUGCUGAGGCAAGCCUCACUGGCAAGUCUUUCAUCAGAUUUGAGUCAAUUAUCUUUAGAAGAACAAAAGAGUCUGCUGAAAAAACAAAUGAGAUGCAGCAGAAAACUGGACUGGUUGAAGCAUUAAUAGUUGAGGUCAAAGACAGGGAGAAAAUUGGUGGUGCUUAUUUGAAAUCCGAUGCCAUAUGCUGUGCUCCUGAACUUUCAAGAAAUGGAUCCUGCAAGGUAGGGAAAGCGAUUAUCCGCCAUGAUCCAGAUAAACCCAAUGGACCACAACGGAUUCAGACUUUCUUUGAAGGAAGAGAUGAAGAGGCCAAAAUGGUUCUUCAGACUGUUGAGAUCAAUCGUACUGGAAUGUAUUAUCUUUAUUUUAUGUUUUGUGAUCCACAACUCAGGGGCAUGCGAAUUAGUGGAAGGACUGUCUGGAGAAACCCAGAUGGUUAUCGUCCUGGUAAAAUGGCACCACUGAUGACAUCUUAUGGCUUAAUAUCGCUGGCAUACCUUUUUCUUGGUCUCUUCUGGUUCAUAUGGUUCGUAAAAUACUGGAAAGAUAUAAUACAACUGCACUACUGCAUCACAGGAGUUAUUGGUCUGGGAAUGUGUGAAAUGGCUCUCUGGUACUUUGAAUAUGCCAAUUUCAAUUCAACAGGAAGUAGACCAAUGGGAAUCACCCUCUGGGCUGUUAUGUUUAGUGCUGUUAAGAAAACUGUCUCCUGUCUACUCCUUUUGGCGGUUUCAAUGGGCUAUGGUGUUUUACACCCAACCCUUGGUGGUAUUACAUCAAAAGUACUCCAUCUUGGAGUGACAUAUUUUCUAUUUGCUGAGGCACUUGGGCUUGUUGAGAAUUUGGGAAAUAUCAAUGAUUCUUCUGGAAAAGCCAGAUUGUUGCUAGUGCUGCCUAUUUCUUUACUGGAUGCUUGCUUUAUCGUGUGGAUCUUCUCUUCAUUAUCUCAAAACCUGGAGAAACUUCAGAUUAGAAGAAGCAUGGCCAAGUUUGCACUCUACCGGAAGUUCACGAAUGCUCUUGCAAUAUCAGUGCUGCUCUCUGUUGCUUAGAUUGGCUAUGAGUUAUACUUUAAUGCGGCUGACCCUUUGAGUGAGCUAUGGCAAAGAGGAUGGGGAAUUCCAGCUUUCUGGAAUUUGUUUUCUUUUGUACUCCUGGUGUUGAUAUGCAUUCUAUGGGCUCCAACCAGUCACCCAACUAGGUACGAAUAUUCAGAGGAUACUGGAGAAGACCUGGAAGAGAAUAUCUCACUUGCUAGCAGUGUAGUAACGGUUGCUGGAGAUUCUGCUACUGAGCUGGAAAGAAAGGAAAGGAAGAUGUCCAGUGUAUCAGAUCUUCAUGUAUUCGGGCUUGGGGAAGGUCUUGAAGAGGACAAGAGAGAAUGAUGGCUCAUUUUUCCUUCAUGAAGUCAACUGAAUGCAACAACCGUUAUGCAGAGCCAAGAAUCAUGUCUCAAGAAAGUUAUUUCUAUGCCCAUUGACUUAUGCAGGCACCUAGGAAGGAAGACAGCAGAUGCAGUACAGUGUUCAAAUGGAAACUAAUGCAACCUCCUGAAUGCAUUUGAAGGAUAUUUCUUUGUUGGUAAAUGAAUCAUACACUGUUGCACCAACGAAAAUGAAUAAUGCACCAUAUAAUUAGAUAAGUUGAGGAAGAAAUUAGAUGGAAGCAGUUUAGGCAAAUUGUGAUAGCAUGCUCCUAUUGCUCAGCUGUAGAAAGAAUCUAUUCUUGUUUGGAGCAUACCUAGCAUCGACCUGAUAUCUACAUCAUUGAGUUAAAAAUGGAGAUUAGGCUGGACUGGGAGCCUCUGAAACUACAAAUAUCUGCUAUUUUAUAUCAUGUUUCAGCUCCUGACAAAUUUCAAAGUGCCAUGAAAGAAUAAUUUAUAUUUCUAUUUUUUGAGGAUCGUCGAACUGUUACUUUGAACUCAAUGUGGCAGUAGAAGAUUUAAAUU
This is a messenger RNA of Carica papaya (papaya), 2444 nucleotides long. The record is from RefSeq and is a predicted model, not a curated record. NCBI's taxonomy places the organism in Eukaryota, Viridiplantae, Streptophyta, Magnoliopsida, Brassicales, Caricaceae.